CCAUCUACAUGUAUUACUAUAGUAUAUUAUCCCUGAUUUUGGUUCUGAUCAGCUGCGCAUUGGCCCUGCCAGCUGAUCGAAUCGAAACGGAUCCGGAAUUGACAGCCGGAUUUGUCGAAGGUGAUAUGGUGCCCAGUGGAUCCCAAAGGAAUAUUUGGCGAAACGAGACUUAUCGGUGGCCCAAUCGGAUUGUCUACUAUCACAUCAAUAGCUAUAUAGAUACCGAGCAUCGUAAUCAAAUUGUAAAGGCUAUCCAUAAGAUCGAGUCCGUUUCUUGUUUGACUUUUAAGGAGGCAACCACCGAUCAGGAAUAUUAUGUGAAUGUAACUUCUGAGGAGGGAGGUUGCUUCUCCUAUAUUGGCUAUCUGAAUCGCGUUCAGCAAUUGAAUUUGCAAAAUUAUGAAAUCGAAGUCGGUUGUUUCCGGCUCUACACAAUUGUCCAUGAGUUCCUCCAUGCCUUGGGAUUUUUUCAUCAGCAGAGUGCCUCGGAUCGAGAUGAUUAUGUGGAAAUUGUGGAGGAGAAUAUUACCGAGGGCAUGGAGUUUAAUUUUGAUAAAUAUACCGAGGCAACGGUCAAUGAUUUUGGUGAGAAGUACGAUUACGACAGCGUUAUGCAUUACGGUCCCUAUGCCUUCUCCAAGAAUGGGGAAAGAACCAUUAUAGCUCUGGAGGAGGGCAAAGAAGAUGCCAUAGGACAGAGACUUCAACUGAGUGAAACGGACAUCAGGAAACUUAAUGCGAUGUACAAUUGUCCCACCGUUUAGGAUAUACUCUUUCUCCUUUCGCAAUUUAAUGAUGAUAAAUUUCGCUUUCAUAUUGCCACCUCAGGCCCGCGAAAUAUAUAAUCUGUUUAUUGUGUUGACAAAUACAAUUAGUUGAAAAUGUU
Drosophila serrata is the source of this 886-nucleotide messenger RNA. Its product is annotated as seminal metalloprotease 1. NCBI's taxonomy places the organism in Eukaryota, Metazoa, Arthropoda, Insecta, Diptera, Drosophilidae. Gene Ontology annotation, molecular function: zinc ion binding; metalloendopeptidase activity. The record is from RefSeq and is a predicted model, not a curated record. Gene Ontology annotation, biological process: proteolysis.